Molecule: messenger RNA, 396 nt
Organism: Dovyalis caffra
Lineage: Eukaryota; Viridiplantae; Streptophyta; Magnoliopsida; Malpighiales; Salicaceae
Source: the annotation of a GenBank genome assembly
AUGAUUUCGAAUUUAUCAGAAAUCAAAAAAUUACUUACAAUUGGAAAGAACGUGAAGGUGCAAUCUAGUUAUGAGAAGGAUGAAGAAGGUGAAGGAAUUGAUUGUUGUUCUUCUUCUGGAUGUUGUAGUUUGUCUAUGGUUCAUGAGAAUAUUGUAGGGGGGAAUGGUGGAGUGAAAAAAGCUUAUAAGAGGAUUAAGCAGCUGUUUUGUUGGCCUGAUCUUAAGAAAAAAGUGAACGAAAUGGGUGCAUCGUUGUGUCGCUGGCUUGCUGCAUACAAUGAGUUAGUUGAUGAGAACCUGGUUUGGGCCCGGUUUACCUUGGAGCUGCAGGACCAAAAUCUAGACAAGGUGUUGUACUGUGACAAAGCCCAUAAAAAUCCUGCUCUCCCACAAUAG